UAUUAGAAAGAUUCGACUUGCCUGUGCCAGCGUAAGAUUUGACACCAAUGGUUAGCUUUACGUCCCGCCUACAUCGUGCAUGACGUUUCCUACGCCUUUGGGCAAGUCGAACCAUUCUAUUGCCCACCGCUCCCCGAGUGCUGAAUCCGAGUCGAGCGCGUCUUAUGCUCCAACGAGAGCCCAGUUCACGGAAAGAAUUUCUUUUAUUGGAAGUCUUUUGUACACUGGCGUCACGAAUAUGCAUUCCCAGUCGGCGAAAAACACUGAUGAACGAUUUUACGCCUGCUAGAAUAUUACAGGUUACUUUGUCACAUUGCAACUACGCGUUCUGGACAGAAUUCAUAUUUGGUAGCACCAGAAGUCACCAGAUGUUUUUGCAUACAUCGCCCACAGUUCAACUGUGUCGGGGAAUCUGUGUUCCACCUAAUUAAACCAUGUUUCCACGGAUUGGAAUACCUCUCAUCUAUUUUCUCUUCUCCACAAAAACAUCUUGCGCUUUGGUGAGAAAAAAAGCUAUCGUAGGUUUUGCCAUCCUUUCCACAUGGAAGAAAUAAAGAAGUGAUUAAACACCUACAUCAAGAGGAAUGAGUCGCCUUUUUACAAAUAUCUUUACGGUCUUAAUCGCAUCUUUAAUUGGGAUGGUCAACUACAGGAUGACAGAUGCAAAGGAGUAUGACUCCAGAACACCAGGAAGAAGCUCAACUAAGCUGAUGUCUCCAUCUGACUUCCUGGACAAACUGAUGGGUAGAACCUCAGGGUACGAUGCUAGGAUCAGACCCAAUUUUAAAGGUCCUCCUGUAAAUGUUACAUGCAAUAUUUAUAUCAACAGUUUCGGCUCCGUCACGGAGACAACUAUGGACUACAGACUUAACAUCUUCUUGCGUCAGAACUGGAAUGACCCACGGCUCUCCUACAGCGAGUAUCCUGACUCUUCCCUGGAUCUAGACCCUUCCAUGCUGGACUCCAUUUGGAAACCUGACCUCUUCUUUGCUAAUGAGAAGGGCGCGAAUUUCCAUGAUGUUACCACUGACAACAAACUUCUGAGGAUCUUCAAAGAUGGAACUGUCCUCUAUAGUAUCAGACUGACUUUAAUUCUGUCCUGUCCGAUGGAUCUGAAAAACUUCCCUAUGGAUUCGCAGACGUGUACAAUGCAGCUGGAAAGCUUUGGCUACACCAUGAACGACUUGAUAUUUGAAUGGAUGGAUAAAAAUCCAGUGCAGGUUGCAGAAGGUCUUACCCUACCACAGUUCCUGUUGAGAGAUGAAAAAGAAUUGGGAUACUGCACCAAGCAUUAUAACACAGGAAAAUUCACCUGCAUUGAGGUGAAUUUCCAUCUGGAGAGACAGAUGGGUUACUACCUGAUCCAGAUGUACAUUCCCAGUCUGCUCAUAGUCAUCCUGUCCUGGGUGUCCUUCUGGAUCAACAUGGACGCCGCACCUGCCAGAGUUGCACUGGGCAUCACCACAGUGCUCACCAUGACAACACAGAGUUCAGGCUCACGUGCUUCUCUGCCAAAAGUUUCCUAUGUGAAGGCCAUAGAUAUCUGGAUGGCUGUGUGCCUGUUGUUCGUGUUUGCAGCCCUGCUGGAGUACGCUGGAGUAAACUUUGUCUCCCGGCAGCAGAAGGAGUUCCUGCGCUUGAAGCGAAGACAGAGAAGAAACAAGGAUGAGGACAUGAAAGAGGGGCGUUUUAACUUUUCGGGGUACACCAUGGGUCCAUGCCUGCCGAUGAAAGAUGGCAACGCAAUGAAAAGUGCAACGCCUAACGCAGCGCCGGUGGCACCCACACAGCGGGAUAUCGACAUCAUUAAGAAGAAGUUUGUGGACAGGGCCAAGAGGAUCGACACAGUGUCUCGAGCUGCCUUUCCCCUCGCCUUCCUCAUUUUUAACAUCUUUUACUGGAUUACAUACAAAAUCAUCAGACAUGAGGCCUAAAAAAAAAAAAAAAAGUAGCUCUGCCAACCAGCGGGAUCUGCCCAGAGAGAUGGCAGCUAUUGGUUGUCAGUUUCUCUAGAGGGAGAAUUGUGUCUGGGACAGCAGGUCAAUGAUGCUCCGCAUAGAGGAGAGUAGUGAUGUGAAAUGUGUUUUCUCAUUGGGAUAACAAAUAUGGGUUUAGCAUUGGGAGGAGAUGGACACAUUCACACGCAGGGCAUCUGAGGAGCUUUCAGGAGCCCUGGUCUGCAGGCUGUUUUAGCUCCGGAUGGGCCACAUGCCGGGUCAGAACACGCCAUUGUAUUAUAUUGCAUUGAAAUGACCAACAUUCCAGGAGUUUGUAUGAUCGUAAACCUGAGGUCAGGAAAAGUUGCUUUUUAACGAGAGCUUUCCUACAGUGGAUGAUUACACCGUUUUCUACAGCUGCACAAAAACUGUUUCUACAGACUUAUCAGUUGGGCCUAAUUUCUCCAUUCACAAUGCAAGUGAGAUACUGCUGUCAUUUCUAUUAGAAACCUAAGGCCUUAGAUAUUAUGCGUGAGAUGGAAUUGUAUGCUUCUCUCCUGUCUUUGUCUAAUAGAAAUUAUUUAUUUAUUUAAAAAUGCGCACACUUUCUUUGUGUUCUGCUGUUUUUCCCCCCUCCUUAUAAGCACAAUUAAAAUAAUUGUAUGUACUAGUAACUAAAGCUUCCGAUAUCUCUGGGUGGUAUGAUUGUUGAGGUUCAUCAGAGUAUGUUGUGUGAAUCUAUGAGCAAAUGACACAAAAGACCCGUUGAUCCACUGAUUAUUUUUCGAUCCGCAAAGCCUGUUGUUUUUGUCUGCUAUUUAGCAUGUGCUGAAAUGCUACCAUAUGUAAACACCAAGUCAAUCAGACUAUUCACAAACCGGUCAGUCACACUGGAUGGUUGUACACCACAGAACAAUUGUAUAAGAGGGGUCUGAAAUAAAUGUUGUCAGAAUAACAUUAGGCUGCAUUGUAAUAGCAUUGUGACCUCCUUCAAGACACACAACGAAAGAACCUUGAUCAGGAGAUUGUAUUGUUACAGGGGUCUUCACAGCAUGUGUGGCUCACAGAGGGUACCUACCAUUUCAAAGUUGUACAUUAUUUUAAUUUCAAAUGAUAUUACCAGUAAUGUGCAUAUCAACUAUUUGAGUAUCUCAAAGAAGGCAAUCUGCAGGGGAUGUUUUAAGGAAAACCUGAGCUAUGAGUUACUAAAUAAUAAAGGAGCGUGCUUAUUAAUAAACUCUCUUUCUCGCAAAAAAAAAAGACCAAUAAUAUAACUGCUGAAUUUUGCUGCAGAUAUUCAAUAAUAAUUGGCAAAGAAUCCUUAUGCCCAAACUCAACCAUCAUCAACACCACAAUCAUCCUGGCUGUGGAGAAAGUGAGAUUGUGAAACAGCCUGCUGUCUGCUCCUCUUACCAGACCAAUGAAUCACUCGGCUGGCGGGUGCAUGGAUCGGCUGGGGGUCAGUGCAAGUGACAUGAACGUGAGGUGACAUGGAGCGCUGGCUAAUAUUGGAUAAUGGGCUUCACAGCUGGCCACCGUGAUCCAGCAGCGGGGGAGCAUUUACCUGCACGGACACCACCUGAAUGGAAAAUGCCAGAAUGGCUUCAGUGAGACGAGACAACGAUUCUGUCCGACACACACACAUAAUACUCACACAGAUAACUGGUAACGCCUCCAAAGUGGACCCCUGCAGUAAUUACACAUCAGUGUUUUCUUUUUCUUUUCUUGUAGGCUACCGUUUUUUUUCUGUUUUAAAGUUUUAUUCCAGAUACCUCAUACUACGUGUUUAAGGCCACACCAAGUAAACAAUACUGAAAUUAUGUUUACUCACUCUAUAAUGCAGGCCAAGAUGUGUUGUUUUCCCCCUAAUGCCAUAUAGUUCCUCAAUAAAAAAUAUUGCAAUUAA
Clupea harengus (Atlantic herring) is the source of this 3843-nucleotide messenger RNA. RefSeq names its product glycine receptor, alpha 2 (gene glra2). Gene Ontology annotation, biological process: monoatomic ion transmembrane transport. The record is from RefSeq and is a predicted model, not a curated record. NCBI's taxonomy places the organism in Eukaryota, Metazoa, Chordata, Actinopteri, Clupeiformes, Clupeidae. Gene Ontology annotation, molecular function: transmitter-gated monoatomic ion channel activity; glycine binding; transmembrane signaling receptor activity. Gene Ontology annotation, cellular component: plasma membrane.